GAGACGCUCAUAAUUCAACCGCUCCCAUCUUCCAGCUCGCUCCGCACCUCUCAUCCUGAUCUCAGCCCCCGGUCUUGUCUUUUUCGCUGACACAGUGCCUUAAAACAAUAUUUUCGCCCUUCAGACCCUAGCCGCAAAACACCCGCAGACAGCCAUGGCCAAAACUGCAAUUGCAUACAAAGAGAAGAUGAAGGAGCUGUCUGUUUUCUCCCUCAUCUGCUCCUGCUUUUAUCCAGAGGCACGCAACAAGCUGGUCGUCUGUGAGUUCGAAGACAUGGAGGUGAAGCCAAUCAACAAGCGGGCGUCGGGCCAGGCCUUUGAGGUGAUUCUGAAGCCCCCCUCCCCGAUGUCAGAUGCGGCCCACAGCAUCGCUUCGCCCCCCAAGAGGGAAGUGUCCCUAGAGGACAUCCAGAAGAAAUUGGAGGCAGCUGAGGACCGGAGGAGGUCCCAGGAGGCCCAGGUGCUGAGGGCCCUGGCAGAGAAGAGGGAGCAUGAGAGGGAUGUGCUGCUCAAGGCCAUGGAAGAGAACAACAACUUCAGCAAAAUGGCAGAGGAGAAGCUAACCAUGAAGAUGGAGCAGAUCAAGGAGAACCGGGAGGCCCACCUGGCAGCCAUGAUGGAACGCCUGCAGGAGAAGGAGAGACACGCAGCCGUGGUGCGCAGGAACAAAGAGCUGAGGGAGGAGCUGACAGCGUGAGCCCCACCUCUCCCCAACGUCCACCAAUCACGGCCCCCAACCCAGCCUCACCCCUGGAAACUCCACAGCAGACAGCAAGCCCUGGAGUCCUGGAGGGUGGAGGACUUCACUACCAACACACUACACCACCCACCCUGACCCAUACACACACACACACACACACACACACACACUCAGUAUUAACAGUAUUUUCCAUUAGAUAAUUCAUGAUUUAUUUUUUCCGAAGGGAAAAAAAAUCAACAACAUGAAAACAUGGGUAUUAUUUUGUAAAUACUUCCUUUUUGUAUCUAUCUUGAUGGGUAGGCUAGGCUGAUUGAGCGCAAACAAGUGUAUCAAAUGCACUGUGUUGUACAAUUUCAAAUGUUUCUUUUGCUAUCUAAUUAUUUAUUGGUUCUUGAAAUUUGAAUCUACAAUAAUUUUUUUGUGAAAGUCUUUUUUGGUGUUGUGAGUUGGUUGUUAGCUGACGUUUGCAUUGUUUUCUGAUGAUGUCAGUUUCUGUGUCUUUGUGAAGAAUGUUAACAGGUAGUGAACUCAGACUCCUGACAGUGCAUCCCAUUUUAUCACCUCACACACACACUCACGGACGCACGCACGCACGCACACACACACACACAAUUACACACACACACAAUUACACAGACACACACACACACACACACACACACACACACACACACACACACACACACACACACACACACACACACACACACACACACACACACACACACACACACACACACACACACACACACACACACACACACACAUACACACAUACACACACACACACAUGCUGUGAACUAACAUUAAAAAUCUGCCUAACUCUCGGCUUAAAAUGUCCACAUGUCCUCAAAUGAUCUUGAGGUAGCUGGAACAAGAGAGGUGAUUGGUCCUCUUUAACAAUGUGUCUCCAGAGGGAGCAGCUGUUUAUCACUUCCUCCAGACUGACCCCUGACUAUAUAUGGCAGCCUGUUCCCUAUAAAGUGCACUGCUGUUGACCAGAGUAGUGCAGAAAAAAAGGGUAUAGUGUUCCAUUUGGGAUGCAGGCCAGGUGAUUAACUUUAGCUUACUCUAGUCUGAUAUGUCCACGGAAUCUGGAGACUUGAAUGUUAUGAUGACAUCAUAGAGCCACCAUACAUGACAUCCUGGCCAGUAGAAUGUUCUAAAGCCCCCUUUCCUUUAUCUUGACAGACAUGUUCACUCUAAGUCUACAUGUGUGUGUGUGUGUGUGUGUGUGUGUGUGUGUGUGUGUGUGUGUGUGUGUGUUUCAAGUGAGGUGUCAUAUCAUCAGCGUCCUCUCUCUGGUAGUUCCAUACAUAGAGAAUGGAUACUCCACAUUCAGCACACUACAAUGACUCUGUUUAAAUAUGUCACAACGAUCUGCCUGCAUCCUCCACAAGCUGACUACUACAGUACAAGUGUUCUCCCUCCAUGUGUCUCAAGCUUCGCUGAAUAAAGCUUUGGGCUUCUGUCAACAUGACAUGUACCAUCUCAUUAUUUUCUGUGCUAAAGACAAGGGAACAUGUAAACUGCCAAAUAAAAGAACCAAUGACCUAAA
Oncorhynchus kisutch (coho salmon) is the source of this 2258-nucleotide messenger RNA. RefSeq names its product stathmin-2-like. NCBI's taxonomy places the organism in Eukaryota, Metazoa, Chordata, Actinopteri, Salmoniformes, Salmonidae. The transcript is spliced from 5 exons. The record is from RefSeq and is a predicted model, not a curated record. Gene Ontology annotation, biological process: regulation of microtubule polymerization or depolymerization; microtubule depolymerization; neuron projection development. Bases 155 to 697 code for a protein of 180 amino acids. Gene Ontology annotation, molecular function: tubulin binding. Gene Ontology annotation, cellular component: neuron projection; cytoplasm; growth cone.